Messenger RNA from Saprolegnia diclina VS20, 943 nucleotides. RefSeq lists its product as hypothetical. NCBI's taxonomy places the organism in Eukaryota, Oomycota, Saprolegniomycetes, Saprolegniales, Saprolegniaceae. Gene Ontology annotation, cellular component: membrane. The transcript is spliced from 3 exons. Bases 23 to 868 code for a protein of 281 amino acids. The record is from RefSeq and is a predicted model, not a curated record.
UGCCACUCUGCAACUUGCCAGCAUGCAAGAAGUGUUUGUCGUGACGGGCGGCAACAAGGGCAUUGGCCUCGAGACGACGCGGCUCCUCGCCGAGCGCUUCCCCGAGGCCAUCGUCCUCCUCGGCACGCGGAGCGUCGCCAAUGGCCACGCCGCCAUCGCGCAGCUCCGCGCCGAGCACCCGAGCCACACCUACGCCAACAUCCGCACGCUCUACAUCAACGUUGCGAGCGCGUCGUCCGUGGAGGCAGCCGCCGAGUACGUCGCCUUGCAGUAUGGCCGCGUCGACGGGCUAGUUCAGAACGCCGGUGUCGUCGGUGAUGCGUCCUUCGACGUCAACCUCUUUGGCAUCGAUGCUGUCUUUGACGCCUUCCGCCCUCUCCUCGCCAAGGCGACGCAGCUCACUGGAUCGCCGGCGAUGCAUGUGAUCGUGUCGUCCGAGUUUGCGGCGUGGACGACGCACGCCAUGACAGCAGCGCUCCAGGAGAAGCUGGCAGCCUUUGCCUCGUGGAAGCCGCAGGAAGCGAAAGCGCUCGCGCUUGAUUACAUGGCCUUUCAACAUGGCGAGACGUCACGCUAUGCGUGGCCUGCGGCGUCGCUCACCCGCGGACGCUACGGCAUCUCCAAGGCGCUCGGUCUGGCGCUCGGACGCAUCUGGGCAGGUGAGUUUCGAGAGAUCUGCACGGUCUCCGUGUGCCCCGGGUACUGCGACACGACCAUGAACGUCGACUACACGGGCGCUCGGUCGGCCGAAGAUGGCGCCAAGAGCGUGCUCUUCCCGAUCUUGCACCCGACGAAGGUGCAGUCUGGCCUCUUCUACCAAGACGGCAAGGUGCACCCGUGGGCCUGCACGAAUCCAUUCGGUCCUUGAUGUUUACUAGUACAGGGAUCGAACCCCAGCAGUGAAGUGAAAAUGCAAUAAACAAAUUCAUUUCGACGGUCAACA